AUGAACGCCGUAGUUGUCGAGAAGCAUGGAGGUCCCGAAGUUCUUCAGUACAAGCAAGUCCCCAUUCCCAAGGCUGACCAAAAGAAUUUAGUCAUUAGAAACCACAUUAUCGGUGUUAACUAUAUUGAUACCUAUCAUCGCUCUGGUCUCUACCCUUUGCCCACACCUUUGGUGGUUGGUAAAGAAAGUGCUGGUGAAGUUGUUGAAGUCGGACCAGGUGUUACUAACUUUAAGGUUGGCGACAGAGUGGUUUACUUGGGAGGAGACACCUAUGCCGAAUACAGCAAGGCUGAGCCAAUUUCAGUUGUCAAAUUAUCUGACAAUGUGUCUUAUGAGACUGCUGCUGCUUCAGUACUCCAGGGCCUAACAGCAUGGACCAUGGUGCGUGAUGGUUAUCCCGUCAAGAAAGGAGACUAUAUUCUUGUGCACGCGGCUGCAGGAGGUGUCGGUCUUCUUCUUUGCCAGAUGUGCAAGCACCUGGGAGCCCAUGUUAUCGGUACAGUAAGCUCCAACGAGAAAGCUAAGAUUGCCCUUGAAAAUGGCGCAGAGUUUGUCAUCAAUACCAACGAAGAAAAUACCGUUGAGCGUGUCAAUGAGAUUACUGGCGGUUUGGGUUGUCAUGCUGUCCUUGACGGUGUUGGAAAGGCCACCUUUUCGGACUCACUCGAGGCUGUCCGUCGUCUGGGUACAGUUAUUUCAUUUGGAAAUGCUUCUGGAACAGUUCCUCCCAUCAACAUCGCUAUUUUGUCCAAGAAGAACGUUAAGCUGAUGCGCCCAGCCUUGUACAACUACUUGGGUUCGAGAGAGGAGGUGAACAAGUGGUUUGGUGAAUUGUGGGAACUCUUGGAAGCUGGACACAUCAAGAUACACAUCCACAAGAUCUACGAUCUUAAAGAUGCUAAACAGGCUCAUCUGGAUAUCGAGAGCAGAAAGACAACCGGAAAGCUUUUGCUUAAAGCCUGA
Molecule: messenger RNA, 963 nt
Organism: Phycomyces blakesleeanus NRRL 1555(-)
Lineage: Eukaryota; Fungi; Mucoromycota; Mucoromycetes; Mucorales; Phycomycetaceae
Exons: 5
Coding region: 1-963 (320 amino acids)
Biological process (GO): cellular response to oxidative stress
Cellular component (GO): cytoplasm
Molecular function (GO): zinc ion binding; quinone reductase (NADPH) activity
Source: RefSeq, a predicted model, not a curated record